AUGGCGACAAACAUGUUACUUCCGAUAGUUUCAGAAACUGAAAGAGCAGGCAAUUUUCAGAACUGCCAUGGACAAGUCGGAAAUUGGAAAGAUGUUUUGGAGAGACUUAAAGGUUUUUUUAAGGAUCAGUUGGCUUGGUUUAAAAAUCAAGGUCAUUAUGACUCACAUUAUGAGGAUGAUAGGUUAUUAUUAGUAUUUCUAGUCAUUGAAAAAGAAUUAAACAUAUUCAGGAGAACUAUAUGGAAUAAUCAUAGAAUUCGCCAUCAAAAAAUACCAGAUUACCAGAUGUACUCAUUAUCAGGAAAAGUUAUACGCGUUGGAAAGCCAAUAGAAAUUAUGAUUUCUGGUAGCAGGAAAAACUGCCAACAUGUGGCGUUAACAAAUUAA
This is a messenger RNA of Lottia gigantea (owl limpet), 387 nucleotides long. RefSeq lists its product as hypothetical. Bases 1 to 387 code for a protein of 128 amino acids. The record is from RefSeq and is a predicted model, not a curated record. The transcript has 4 exons. Lineage: Eukaryota; Metazoa; Mollusca; Gastropoda; Lottiidae.